This is a messenger RNA of Physeter macrocephalus (sperm whale), 1222 nucleotides long. RefSeq names its product sulfatase modifying factor 2 (gene SUMF2). The record is from RefSeq and is a predicted model, not a curated record. The transcript has 9 exons. Bases 16 to 1119 code for a protein of 367 amino acids. Lineage: Eukaryota; Metazoa; Chordata; Mammalia; Artiodactyla; Physeteridae. Gene Ontology annotation, cellular component: endoplasmic reticulum.
ACGGCCGCCGACGUGAUGCGCGCGGCGCGCUUGCGCAGCAGACCGGCACCGUGGCGCGUCUCGUGGGGCUCCAGGGGUAGUGUUCUCGGCAUGGGCACUUCGCUGUCGCCGCUGCUGACUCUGCUGUCUCUCCUCUCCGCCUCGUGGCUCGAACUAGGGAGUGGGCAGACGACCAACAUGGUCCAGCUACCAGGUGGGAGAUUCCAGAUGGGAACAAAUUCACCAGAUGGCAGAGAUGGUGAAGGACCUGUCCGGGAGGUCACGGUAAAACCCUUUGCCAUCGACAUAUUUCCUGUCACCAACAAAGACUUCAGGGAGUUUGUCAGGGAGAAAAAGUACCAGACAGAGGCUGAGGUGUUUGGGUGGAGCUUUGUCUUUGAGGACCUUGUCUCUGAUGAGCUUAGAAACAAAGCAACCCAGAAAAUGCAGUCUCUCCUCUGGUGGCUUCCAGUGGAAAGGGCAUUCUGGAGGCAGGCUCUCUCUUCCCACUUCCUUGCUCCAUCUGUGGUAAAAGCUGAACUCAGGCACCCUAAGCCUAGCCUUCCUCAGACUUCCACGAGCUCCCAGAAGCUUGUCUCACUUCAUCCUGGCUAUCAGCCUGCAGGUCCCGGCUCUGGCAUCCGAGAGAAACUGGAGCUCCCAGUGGUACACGUGAGCUGGAAUGAUGCCCGUGCCUACUGUGCUUGGCGGGGGAAACGGCUGCCUGUUGAGGAAGAGUGGGAGUUUGCUGCCCGAGGGGGCUUGAAGGGUCAGGUUUACCCCUGGGGAAACGAGUUCCAGCCAAACCGCACCAACCUGUGGCAGGGAAAGUUUCCCAAGGGCGACAAGGCUGAGGAUGGCUUCCACGGAGUCUCCCCGGUGAACGCUUUCCCCCCACAGAACAACUACGGGCUCUCUGACCUCAUGGGCAACGUGUGGGAGUGGACAGCGUCACCAUACCAGCCUGCCGCCCAGGACAUGCGUGUCCUCCGGGGGGCGUCCUGGAUCGACACGGCGGACGGCUCUGCCAAUCACCGGGCCCGGGUCACCACCAGGAUGGGCAACACUCCAGAUUCAGCCUCAGACAACCUAGGCUUCCGCUGUGCUUCCAGUGCAGGCCGACCACCUGGGGAGCUGUGAGCAGCCACACACAGAUGAGAAGAGUCCCCCGUGGCACCUGUGGCACUCCCUGGCCACAUGCCAAACACAGCCAAACUCGGGACUAUGUCCAUCCCCUCCCCCA